Messenger RNA from Exophiala bonariae, 300 nucleotides. RefSeq lists its product as uncharacterized. The record is from RefSeq and is a predicted model, not a curated record. The transcript has a single exon. NCBI's taxonomy places the organism in Eukaryota, Fungi, Ascomycota, Eurotiomycetes, Chaetothyriales, Herpotrichiellaceae. Bases 1 to 300 code for a protein of 99 amino acids.
AUGUGUCGCUCCUUCUCAAUCCACUUCCAAUGCACGCCCGACAAUCCGAACCACAAGAAAUCCUACCAGCAAUCGUGCCAAAAGUCCAAGAUAUCCAGAUUCAUCGAGCGCGGUAGUGCUGAUCCUGAAGCCCUGCGUGGCUACACGUUCAAAGCGAAUCGGUUGUGCCAGGAAUGUGACCCGGAGAAGAGACCUGUGCCGCAGCCGCCCGAGAUUGAGAAGUCUGGGAAGCAUGUUCUGAACGUGGAUGAUGGCAUGAAGGAGGCGCUGGUGUUGGCGAAGUGGGUUGAGAGCUUAUGA